AUCAAGAGCACUCCUUCCUGUAUGAAUGUGACUAAGAAACCAUUAGUGCUGCUGAUGAAUCAGUAACAGAGGGGGCUGACUGUGCAAACAGUGGAAACUUUAGAUGUUGACUGAGAAAGAAAAUAUUCCACAGAACAGCACAGUACUGUUUAAAUUCAUCCUUCUGGGUCUUUCUGAUGAGCCCAGCAUGCAAAGUAUAUUAUUUUCCAUUUUUCUCGUGAUCUAUAUCAUCAUUCUGGCAGGAAAUCUCCUCAUCAUUCUCCUCACAUUGCUGGAUCCGGCCCUUCACACACCCAUGUAUUUCUUCUUGAGAAACCUGUCCUUUUUAGAGAUCUGUUACACAUCAGUCAAUGUCCCAAAGAUGCUUUGGAAUCUUCUGUCUGGGAACAAGUCCAUCUCUUUCCUAGGAUGUGCUGUACAGACUUAUUUUGCAUUUUUUCUUGGUGGUUCAGAAUGUUUCCUCUUGGCUACAAUGGCCUACGAUCGCUAUGUUGCCAUUUGUAAACCUCUUCACUACCAUGUCUUCAUGAACAGCAAAGUCUGCAUGGGUUUAGCUGUGGCCUCUUGGUUCAGUGGCUUUUUUAUGUCCUUUGGUCACACCAGUAUGGUGUUCACCUUGUCCUUUUGUGGGUCCAAUGAGAUUAACCACUUCUUUUGUGACAUCCCCCCAUUACUGAAAUUGGCUUGUGGGGACACUUCGAGGAUUGAAAUAGCUGUGUUUGUAGUAGCGAUGAUAUUUGUAACUUUUCCAUUUGUCUUGAUCUUAAUGUCUUAUGCUGGUAUCAUUGCCACCAUUCUGGGAAUUUCUUCUGCUGAGGGUCGAAAAAAGACUUUCUCCACCUGCUCAUCACACCUCAUUGUUGUGGUCUUAUUCUUUGGUUCUGCAUCCAUAAUGUACUUGAAACCCAAUUCAACUUAUUCACCUAACACUGAUAAAUAUCUGUCUCUUUUCUAUACAGUGUUUAGCCCAAUAUUGAAUCCUAUCAUAUACAGCUUGCGGAAUAAAGAAGAAGAAAAUGCUAUGCUCAGGAUUAUAGGACAAACAUGGGCAAAUGUGGAAUGA
This is a messenger RNA of Sphaerodactylus townsendi, 1063 nucleotides long. Its product is annotated as olfactory receptor 10A2-like. Gene Ontology annotation, molecular function: G protein-coupled receptor activity; olfactory receptor activity. Gene Ontology annotation, biological process: G protein-coupled receptor signaling pathway. Lineage: Eukaryota; Metazoa; Chordata; Lepidosauria; Squamata; Sphaerodactylidae. Bases 104 to 1063 code for a protein of 319 amino acids. Gene Ontology annotation, cellular component: membrane. The transcript has 3 exons. The record is from RefSeq and is a predicted model, not a curated record.